AUGGCUCCCUCUCGCGCCUUGUUCAGCUCGUCCUCGGCCUCGUCGCGCCACGUCAACAAAGCGCGUCCCGCCUCGGACGACGAGGACCUCUUCGAUGGCGACGCCUCGUACCACCGGGUCAAAAAGUCCUCCGCCCUAUCCUCCAAGUCGAGCGCGCACAAGUCGUCCUCCACCUCGGCACCUCGCUCCAAACGACCGUUGGAAGAGGAGGAAGUGCGUGCUGUCAAGAAGCCUGCCACGAACAAGCGACACGACGACGGCUCCGACAACGAAGCGAUCUCUUCGCUCUCGGACGAGCUGCUGACCGAGCGUCGGGCCUACGACGAGUGGGUGGACAAGAAGCUCUCCAAACUCACCUCCAAACGCGAGCAGAUGCUGGAAGAGCGACUCGACCGCAUCCGUGCCGAACGGGACGAGAUUCAAUCCCAAUACGAUGAGCUACGCCAACUACGCACUACUGCACCCGAAGAAGCACUCGACGAGUUCAAAAAGACCGCCGAAGCCCGCUACCGUCACGACAAGGAUCUGAUCAAUUCGUUGAAGGUCAAGAUCGAAGCGGCGGAAAAACGAGCCUCCGAAGCAGCAGGCGGGACGGUGGGAGAUCGAAGUGUGAGUAUCCUCGAUAAGAGCGUACGGGAGAGCGUGGCACCUGAAAUGGAGGAGAUGGAGAAACAACAUCGUCGCGAACUGGCAGAGGCGAUCAAGGUGCAAAAGAGACUCGAGGAAGAGGUGCGAUCGUACAAGCUACAGUUGGAACAGGAGGUGGCACAGUCCAAAGCAACCAGGUCGAUCAAUAAGCCGAGCGAGACCGCUGCAUCCACCUCGUUGGCCGCGAUGGAGGACGAAAAGGCGGUACGCAAACUCUACGAGGAUUUGACGGGACUGGUGAUCACGGGUGUGGAAUUGAUUCAGCCCCCCUCGACGUUGAGGCGCUUCAAAGCGAUUUUUGCCCAAGAGGACUACUAUUCCGUGCUCAUGGACCUCGAAGAGUCGACGAGCAAGAUCGCGGGUGGCAACAAGACCAGGGAUGACAUUGUGUACGUGCCCAAGGUGGAGGAGGAUCGGGAUGGGGAGUUGUUGGGGAGCAAGACGGUGCCGCAGGCGUGGUUGGAGGCGUUACGCUUCGAGAGGGGGAUGUUGUUCAAGUGGUAUGAGAAGACGAGGAGGGCGCUGCAGACCGACGAGGCGAAGGAGAAGACCAGGGUGAGGGAGGAGAGGGCAAGGGCGAGAGGAUGA
Messenger RNA from Kalmanozyma brasiliensis GHG001, 1236 nucleotides. RefSeq lists its product as uncharacterized. The transcript has a single exon. Bases 1 to 1236 code for a protein of 411 amino acids. Lineage: Eukaryota; Fungi; Basidiomycota; Ustilaginomycetes; Ustilaginales. The record is from RefSeq and is a predicted model, not a curated record.